Messenger RNA from Staurois parvus, 405 nucleotides. NCBI's taxonomy places the organism in Eukaryota, Metazoa, Chordata, Amphibia, Anura, Ranidae. The record is from the annotation of a GenBank genome assembly.
AUCUACACUGAUCAUCAGGGCACUGAUGAUCAGUGUGCCCUGAUGAUCAGUGUAGCCCCAGCAGUGCCACCUGUCAGUGUCCAUCAGUGCCUUAUGUCAGUGCUCAUUAGUGCCUCGUGCCAGUGCCCAUCAGUGCCACAUAUCAGUGCCUACCAGUGCACAUCAUUGCCACAUAUCAGUGCCCAUCUGAGCUGCCUUUUAGUGUCACCCAUCAGUGCCAGUCAGUGCCACCUAUCAAUGAUAAUCAGUGCCUCCUAUCAGUGCUGCCAAUCAGUGCCACCUAUCAGUGCCAGUCAGUGCCGCCUAUCAGUGCCAGUCAGUGCCACCUAUCAGUGCACAUCAGUGCCACCUAUCAGUGCCUGUCAUCAGUGCUGCCCAUCAGUGCCAGUCAGUGCCGCCUAUUAG